Mycetomoellerius zeteki is the source of this 1619-nucleotide messenger RNA. It is a transcript of the gene CSN5, whose product is annotated as COP9 signalosome subunit 5. The transcript has 5 exons. NCBI's taxonomy places the organism in Eukaryota, Metazoa, Arthropoda, Insecta, Hymenoptera, Formicidae. Bases 411 to 1448 code for a protein of 345 amino acids. The record is from RefSeq and is a predicted model, not a curated record. Gene Ontology annotation, molecular function: metallopeptidase activity; protein binding.
GGGCAUCAUUUGUUCUUGUUCAACAUCGAUAAAUAAAAGGAAUGAAAUAAUUGUUAAGCGUUGUAAGAGUAGUGAAUCGGACAAUAGAAUGACGUCUAAUUUUGCCCGAAUGGCCCGAACACAGACGCGCGUAUGUAAUUGUAGCGUACAACCGUACACCUCUCCGGCAUCACCACCGAUGCAUUGGCACUGCGCUUGCACGCAAAUUGCGAAUUGCGACGAGACGAAUUGGCGCCGCUCCCUUGAACGAAGCCCCACCAACGGCAUUGCACGCGCGAUCUCCGAACCGUUCCGAAUGCAACGGCAACGGCUGCGCGAAUGAUCACAAUAAUAGCACGCUGAAUCGCGCUUAAUGGAUCUCGAUCGAAGACAAGAAGGCGAUAACAGCUGCGAGUGCUGCGACAACUAGAAUGGCUGGUCCGUCAUCCGACCAGAAUAAUAUUGCCCAGAAGACAUGGGAGUUGUCAAACUGCAUCGAAACUAUCAGCACCAUGGACGAGAUUUAUAGAUACGACAGGAAGGAACAACAAGAUAUAUUAACUGCCAAACCAUGGGAGAAAGAUCCCCAUUUCUUCAAGGACAUAAAAAUAUCUGCAUUAGCUCUGUUAAAAAUGGUUAUGCAUGCACGAUCUGGUGGGACGCUAGAAGUGAUGGGCCUCCUACUUGGUAAAGUAGCAGCGAACACGAUGAUUGUAAUGGAUUCCUUUGCAUUGCCAGUCGAAGGGACCGAAACUAGAGUAAAUGCUCAAGCUCAAGCCUACGAGUACAUGACAGCAUACAUAGAAGCGGCUAAACAAGUUGGUAGAUUAGAGAAUGCGAUCGGAUGGUAUCACAGUCAUCCUGGAUAUGGCUGCUGGUUGUCUGGUAUUGACGUAUCAACCCAGAUGCUCAAUCAAAAUUUCCAAGAACCAUUUGUUGCAAUUGUCAUCGAUCCCGUGAGAACUAUCUCUGCUGGCAAAGUUUGCCUUGGUGCAUUCAGAACCUAUCCUAAAGGAUAUAAACCCGCUAAUGAAGAACCAUCAGAAUACCAGACGAUACCACUGAACAAAAUCGAAGACUUCGGUGUCCAUUGUAAACAAUAUUACUCCUUGGAGGUGUCCUACUUCAAGUCUGCAUUGGAUAGACGAUUGCUCGACUCAUUAUGGAAUAAAUACUGGGUGAACACUUUGAGCUCUUCUAGCCUAUUGACAAAUGCGGAUUACACCACCGGCCAAAUAUUCGAUUUGUCGGAUAAAUUAGAACACUCGGAAUCAGCUUUGGGUAGAGGAUUUGUUUUAGGCGGCACGGAUCCUCAUGAUCGCAGUACAGUGGAAAAACUCAUAAAAGCGACCAGGGACAGUUGUAAAACUACCAUCGAAGUUAUUCAUGGUUUAAUGGCGCAAAUUAUCAAGGACCGUCUGUUUAAUCACGUCGGCAGUAACGCGUCUUGUGAUCCUCAGCAAAAAUAAUAAUAUUCAGCAUAAUGUGUGAUAAUAAAUCUGCUAUGUAUUUGUAAUAAAGAUAUGUAUCCUCGUUUAAAGUCGAGAUCUCUAAAACGAUUACUUUGCAAUUUCAUCAGAAUUUCUUCAUCAUUUCCGCUCGAGCAACUUGUUUAAGAUGGAGAGGAUUAAAAUUAUACA